CAGACAAACGCCUCUCCCAGUGACCAGUCUCGACACGAAAACUCAUCAGCCGAGCUUCCUCGGCUUCCACACGACGACACAGAGAGAAGGAGAAUAUAUUUCUUCGGGCGUAUAUACCGGAAUAUCUUGCCAAUUAGGGAUUGACGUUUCGCGUUAAAUCUAUCGCACGUCGUUUUCUCAGGAUGUCGCAGCAGAUUCUUCCACUCGUCCUGGUACUCUUGGUUGCACAGGGCUCGUUGGGCCAGAAGCAGCAACAGGAGGAUCCAUGCCAGACAAAAUCGCGGGUGGUGGGUGAUGCCGAAUAUUGCGAUCGCUAUUGGGAGUGCGUGAACGGUCGUCCGGAGUUGUUCGACUGUCCAAAUGGUCUCGUGUUCGCCGGCAAGCAUCGUGGCGUCACCGAGGGUUGCGAUUAUCCCUGGCGCGCGAACUAUUGCGAUGGCAAACGCCAGGCGAAUCCACCGAUCCCGACGGAGCAUUGCGACUGGUUGUAUGGAAUCUUUGGCCACGAGACUUCCUGCACCAGGUAUUGGACCUGCUGGAACGGCACAGCCACCGAGCAGCUUUGCAUAGGCGGUUUGCUUUACAACGAACGGGCUAGAUCCUGCGACUGGCCUGAAAAUGUCGAGGGAUGUCAGAAGCAUCCACUCUGCAACGACGACGCCAACGGCAACGUGCCGCUGGGCAAAUCGUGCAAUCGUUAUUGGCAAUGCCAGGGUGGUUACCCGCGAUUGCAACGUUGCCCGGCCAUGCUGGUGUUCGACAGACGGUCGUUGAGGUGCGUGGUACCACCGACGGAGGAUUGCGACGUUCCCACGACACCGCCGCCUACCGAAGGUGAGCUGUCCGAGGGUCGCAACGAGCAGGAACCCGAAGAGGAGAACCUGCCGCCUGGUGUGCCGCCUCUGCCGUCGGGCGCCUUGCCGAUUCCCCUGCGGGCACGCGCCAGAAACUAAAAUCGCGACAGCCCCUAUCCGGCCGCGAAGAAUGAAGAAAAGCGCCAGGAGGUCCCUUCUCGACGAGCGAGAUCCCGGAGAACGUCGAUCGGUACGGAGGACUCGAGAAAUUCUCUUCUCGUCGAGUCUCCCCAGAUUCUCGUGCGCGAUCUUGCAGUUCCGUAAUUUCGUAAUUCUAGAAUUCACGUAGGAUCGAAUUUUCUUCAAAACUCAUUUGAUUGUCAUUUUGUUGAAGUUUCAGAAAAAUCGAAGAGAGUCCCACGAUUCCUCAGGAAAACAUUCCGGAUAAAAUCUUUCAUCUUCGCUGUAGAUUUAAUAUUCAGAUAGAAAUAUGAAAUUUAAAUUUAAGUAAAAGUUCGAGAGAUGGCAAUCACAUAUAAUUGUAUGAUGCGAUUCUUUCCAAUUGAUGAGCAACGAAUUUCAAUUUAUUCAUGAAUUAAUGCAUUGAUGAAAAAUUUAUUUAAUUAAUUUAAGAUCUGAGGUAACAUUCACACAUUGAAUAGAACUUUCUAAUUAUUUAAAUACAAAAGAUAAAGUUCUCAAUAAGGUUCUCAAAGACAAUUAAAUAUUUUAGAAAGACUGAAAUAAAAUCAAACAAGCAUGAUAAAGUUUGAUCUUAAAGUUUUGAUUCUAAAAAACUCAAACAAAGAAUAAAAGAGUUUCAUAAAAGAGAAAGUAUCAUAAAAAUAUUAAACACGACGUAAAUUUUAAAGAAAAAGAAAUAUUGAAUAAAUUUUUACAAAUUCAACAAAAUGUGCACAAAUGCAGGGUUGUUAUUUAAGAAGUGUAAUUAGACUAAAAAAGAGGAAACAUUUUCAAGGACCGAGACUCGUCGAUCGAUCCAUCGACCCGUGCAUGUCUUUGACCGAUCGAGCUCUCCUUCCCCUUCAAUGGGGAUUCGUAUUAUUAUUAUUAUUAUUAUUAUUAAUAAUGAUGUUAAUUAUAAUGAAUAUCUCGUUUUUCGAUCCCUGGAUUGCUCACCAUUCACCUCUAUCACAUCGGUCGAGAUGUAAAUAUUUUCCCUGUUCCCUCACUCUCUUUUUCUCCCCCUGCGUCCCGCCCUUCUUCACCCCCGCGCUCUUGUAAUCGUAAGACUCGUACCACGUAUAUGUAGAUCGAUUGAAAUAAACUGUACGUUGUAUAUUUUUUA
Messenger RNA from Pogonomyrmex barbatus (red harvester ant), 2103 nucleotides. Its product is annotated as protein obstructor-E. NCBI's taxonomy places the organism in Eukaryota, Metazoa, Arthropoda, Insecta, Hymenoptera, Formicidae. The record is from RefSeq and is a predicted model, not a curated record. Gene Ontology annotation, cellular component: extracellular region. Gene Ontology annotation, molecular function: chitin binding.